AUGGCAGAAAGGAGAGGCACAUUUCUGGAGAAGAUCAUUCGAGACAUUGAUACCGCCAUGUCCGACUUGACGGUACCGAAGUCUGCCCGAACCUGUACCUAUGAGACCAACAUCAAUGUGGACGCAAAUAUUGUACAAUUCCUCAAAGAACAGAACUAUGGCGUGCCCAUGGAAGAAGCUGUCGGAAAAGUGAUCACAAUCACAGGCUCUUCGACAAGUGCUCAGGCUCUGAGCUGCAAUGACUACAUAGCCCAAACUUGGCCAAAGUCUGGCGUUGAGACGCUACAGGUUUUGCAAAACGCGCUCUCUUCGUCUGAUCUGACAUACAAAGGCCAUCACAGCAGUCUUACGUUUUUGGAGGUUGACCUGAGCCAUGGCGGAGUAGUUUUGCGAGCAAACGGAAGUCAAGGUGUGCUUACGGAGCUAUGCGAGCAGCUGUGUUGGCUUGGUGCGGCAUUCCAAAUCUUGCCUGUGUCUGGUGGUUUAUGCUGUGUGAAGCCCGAAAUCAUUGUUCGAGUGCCGACCAAACGUAUCAAAUCGACGGACUCGAUACAUGUCGUACAGAUUAGUCUCACCUACCAACACAAUCUCAUGUCCAACAGGAAUCACAAUCCCGCGGUGACCUGCUGGCAUGCGAUGUUUGGCAAUGGCAUGAUCAUCGAGGAAUUUCCUAUCAAGCCUCGUAUGAGGGAUCAAGAGGUUCUGGAACUGUCAUUCGAGUUGAUGACUGAACUGGCGCAAGUACAAUUUGUCACCAGCUACGACGCGACAUUGGUACUGAAAGGAAAUUGCACGUUACUCGUGCCUACAAGCCAAGAUUCGGGCUCUAUUACGUGGCAUUUCCUGAUGGACCCAAACGGAAAGCGGAUUUCUUACAAUCGUGCUCGUGCGCACUGUGGGAGUCUUCAAAACGACCAACCCAUUGCCAUCAGCAGACUGGAAGACAAAGAAACUCGUCACUUUGUGGGCUGGACAUCAGUCGUCAACAGAUUUGCCGGCACAAAAGAUAUGAACUAUGCUGAUAUCGGCUGGGCUGGGUCAAAAAAGUGCUCUGCGGGACUAGCAGUGGAACAGAAACUCACCAUCUCUCUCAGCAAACUUAUCGGAUUCAGUGGAAGUGUACUCAGAGGCAGCAAAGACAAGCCAGAGCACCUGAAACGAUCUGCUUAUCGGGUGCAGGUCGAGAACGCCCGCAGAAUCUACGUCGUUCUCUACGACGUGGCAGUCCAAAAAGCGUGGUUGACAGAUGGAGCAAGCGCCCUGCUUCAUCUUGUCCGAGCACAAACCGUCAAAGAACCGUAUGGAGGCCACGGGUCGCUCUUCAACGAUCCAAAGUUUAACGACUCGACAUUUAAUUAUCCAGGAGCUUUCGGCGGCCCCGAUGCCGCCGCAGAGGCACUUCGAGACGAGGCUAACCAGAGACACAUCGUUCUGAGGGAGUUUGAUUCGUAUGUCAAAGACGACAUCACAAUCGAAGAUCCUUCGAUACAAUCUCAUUCUCGCCAAACGACCAUUCCACGCUCUGACAGAUCCGAGGAGUCACACAACACUUCAACACGCGAUAGAACGAAAGCAAGCUACAAAAUAACCAGCUUCAAAGACCUGGUCUCCGAAGCUUGGAGUACGUUGGAGCAGAUGUACGACCGUCAACUCGACAUCUCGACGACUCAUACAACCAAGCACUUGGACAACCCUUUCCGCACAGUGCUGGAAGGUUAUGAGUUCAUGGGCAUCGUGUCUGCCAGGCCAACAUUGAGCCGCCGAGUUGUCAAGCUCUCAUCCAACGGCGAUGCUUGGCUACCACUAAUAUCCACCGUCAAUGCCAUCACCCUACUUGGCCGCAACUUUGGCGACAUAUACAAGCCGGCCCAGCUCUCGAACGCGCAGAUUUGUCAAUCCUGGAGGGCCCUUCCCCGAGGUCACGACUUUCUCGCGGUUCCGAUCUCGGUGCUAAAAGACAUACGACGACACAGUUGGGAGGAAGGGGAGAUCGACCCGAAAUCUCAGGAGAUAGUGGAGGGAUUCACCUUCUCGCCGUGUCGACAUGCUUUCCGCGUCUGUUCUUCCGGCUGCCAUCACGACUUCAAUCGAGUCCACUGUCUUCAGCCCACGAAAGGCCUCCUCAAAUCUCUCGGGACAAUAGACGCCGCCAGGGGCAGCAUGCCAAUCAACAAUCCUUUCGCCGAGAGUGACGGCGCAGUGAUCUUCGGCAAGAGCAGCAGUCUCAACCCCGGCAACAUCAUCGAAAACCUGCCGGAACCAUCAGUAUCCUCCGUUGACAGUUUCUCUGACAGUGGUCUGGGUCGGAGUCUGUCGGCCUCUACUGGAGAUGUUGAAGGACAUGCGGAAUCCCAGGCGGCAGCUGCCGAGACGCAAGACGGGGAUGCCGUUGCCACACAGACCUUGACUGUGCGUGCCGGCCGUUGA
Molecule: messenger RNA, 2427 nt
Organism: Cyphellophora europaea CBS 101466
Lineage: Eukaryota; Fungi; Ascomycota; Eurotiomycetes; Chaetothyriales; Cyphellophoraceae
Exons: 3
Coding region: 1-2427 (808 amino acids)
Source: RefSeq, a predicted model, not a curated record